Messenger RNA from Hansenula anomala, 786 nucleotides. RefSeq names its product WW domain-containing protein. Gene Ontology annotation, molecular function: protein binding. The transcript has 2 exons. Bases 1 to 786 code for a protein of 261 amino acids. Lineage: Eukaryota; Fungi; Ascomycota; Saccharomycetes; Phaffomycetales; Wickerhamomycetaceae. The record is from RefSeq and is a predicted model, not a curated record.
AUGUCAAAUAAAUAUACAAAGGAAUCUCCACCACAAGUGCCUCCAGGAUGGGUAGCUGUAUGGGAUGAUGAAUAUGAAACCUUCUUCUUUGUUAAUGAAAAGACCAAAGAGUCAACUUGGGAACUUCCUACAGAACCUGCAAUUCAACCACCAAGUUAUGAACAAAGCACAUCACGUCCAGCAGCUCAGCAAACAAGUGCACAUACGAGACCUUCAAAUCGUCCUCAAUCCACAAAUGCUAGUUCUUCAAGACCAUCAAGAUUAGAAACAGAGACAGAGGAGAGAAGGGCAUCAGCAAGAAGAAGAAAUUCACCAAGUUUAGGUGGUCUGGGUGCCGGAUUGGGAGGUGCUGCUCUCGGAGGUGCCUUACUUUCAGGUUUGUUAUCUAGUGGAUCAAAUAGACAUGGUUAUUCAGAUUAUGGGUAUGGUGGUCGUCAUGGAUAUGGAUCAGGUUUAGGACGUCGUAAUAGAUCAUAUAAUGGUGGGUUGGACCUGAUGGGAUUAGGUGGGCCUUCUUAUGGUCGUUAUGGGCAUCGCCAUGAUUAUUAUGAUGAUCCAUUCACCAGUGGUGGAGGAUUAUUGUUUGGAGGUGGUGGUGGAAGACGCCAUCAUCAUCAUGGAGGUGGUGGAUUAGGUAUGAUGGGUGGUGGACCAUUUGGGGGAGGCCCAUUUGGAGGAGGAGGAGGAGGUUUAUUUGGAGGAGGGUUUGAUGAUGAUUGUUGUGGUAGAUGUCAUAGAAGAUGUGGAGGAAGAUGCGGUGGAGGUGGUGGAUUUGGGUUUUUCUAA